Phlebotomus argentipes is the source of this 2411-nucleotide messenger RNA. It is a transcript of the gene Oseg5, whose product is annotated as intraflagellar transport protein 80 homolog. Gene Ontology annotation, biological process: cilium assembly. Gene Ontology annotation, cellular component: intraciliary transport particle B; centrosome; cilium. The record is from RefSeq and is a predicted model, not a curated record. Bases 9 to 2246 code for a protein of 745 amino acids. The transcript is spliced from 2 exons. Gene Ontology annotation, molecular function: protein binding. NCBI's taxonomy places the organism in Eukaryota, Metazoa, Arthropoda, Insecta, Diptera, Psychodidae.
CUGGAAUCAUGAAGUUCAAGACGUAUUUCUCCAAAGAGGGUGGUUUGAAGCUCGGCGUGGUGUCUUGUGUGGACUGGUCAGGAGCUGAGGACAUCUACUCUUGCUCUGGAGAUCACAAUUUGCUGAAAUGGGCGGCAAACAGUCGCGAAAGUGUUCAAGUGGCAACAUUGCCUGAAGACUUUCAUCCCACGGAUCUGCAUUUGCUGGUACUAAAGUCAAGUGUCGGCGCAAAGGGCGGAGAUUCCCUGCUCAUCGCUAGCAAUGACGGGCGAUUUGUCAUCCUGAACAAGAGUGCGAGGCUGGAGAGGAGCAUUUCCGCCCACUCUGGUGCCAUCACGGCGGCCAGAUGGAGUCCGGACGGCGCGGGAUUGCUUACAGCUGGCGAAGAUGGUGUGGUGAAGAUCUGGUCGAGGACGGGAAUGUUGCGGUCGACUGUGAUUCAGAAUGAGGGCCCCAUUCGGUGUGCCAAGUGGUCGCCAAACUCCUCGGCAAUCGUGUAUUCUCAGGGCAGUUCGAUGGCCAUCAAACCGCUGGCUGCGAACAGCAAAGUGAUCAAGUGGAAGGCGCACGAUGGCUUGGUUCUCUGCCUCGCCUGGGCCAAUCACACGAAUCUCAUCGCUUCUGGCGGUGAAGAUUGCAGGUACAAAGUGUGGGACAGUCAGGGAUCGAAUCUCUAUACCAGUUCACCAGAUGAACAUCCCAUCACGUCCAUUGACAUUCGUCCGGAAGGAGAUCUCUUGGCUGUUGGCGGAUUCAACAUGCUGAAACUCUGCCACUACACAGGAUGGAGCCACAGCACUUGUCGCUUCCCGCAGACAGUCGGAUCUCUCUACACGCUCAGCUGGUCUCCUGACGGCACUCAAAUUGUCGCCGGCUGCGGGAACGGCGCCCUGAUAUUCGGUCACAUUGUGGAUCGCCAAGUGAUCUGUCGCAACCUCAAAGCCACCACCGUUGGACGCAAGACGAUCGUCCUGCAGGACAUCGUGACCAAGACGAGUGACACGCUCGAGUUCUCUGACAGAGUGAUCAAGAUGACGCUGGGCUACGGACAUUUGCUCGUGACGACGCCCAAUCAGCUCCACAUCUUCAACGAGAACUACAUCAACACGCCCGUGAUCGUGGACGGGCGCACGGACGUGCACAUCCUCUCACUGGGCGUGAAGAACUUCGUCGCCGUGGACUCAUCGUCCAUCUGGAUCUACACGUACACUGGACGUCUGCACUUGACGCCCAAAUUCCCCGGAUCCUCCGCCCAGAUGGCAAAUCUCACGGAGAAGUGCAUCUCCUUGGGCGUGGACACGCUGGUCGUGCGUGAUUUCGCAGAUCAUACCGUCAUCUACGUCUUUGACUUGCUGCCCGGCGCCACACGGCAGGACGAAGCGUCCGUCAUUCGCAGCAAGACGCCCGUGACGCAAAUCAGCGUCUGCAGAGCGGGCGGCACAGACAGUCAGUACGUCGUGUUCAUAGACAUCCAUCGAGAUCUGUACGUGAGCAAUCUGCGCAGCGGCCCAGACUUUCCCAUCUUCAAGAUCGGCACUCAGGUGAUCUCUGUGAUGUGGGGCAGCGAUUCCAACAUCCUCGUCGGCCUGCACGACGCUUGCUACACCGUUUGGUACUGCCCUGGCGAAGCGUGCGCCGAUCCCACUCUCAUCGGACUCACGACGCUCACGUACGACUCCACGGAGUUCGGUCGGAAUGUGUCUCUGGAGUCAUUCGAGGGAUGUCAGAUUGGGCUGCGCAGUUCAGGCGCUCUCUUCACGGUGCCCGUGAAGAUCUACUGCAAUCUGCUGCACAAGUUCGUGCAGGACGGCCUCUGGAGUCAAGCCGUGAAGGUGUGUCGACUGGGCCAGACGCCAGUGCUGUGGGCCACACUGGCCGCCAUGGCCACACGCAAGAAUCAGCUCAGCAUCAGCGAGGAGGCCUACUCCAGCGCCCUGCAAAUCGACAAGGUGCACUAUCUGCAGCACAUCAAGAACCUUCCCGCGUCGAGUGCUGAGCAGAUGGCAGAGAAUUCCGUGCUCAACGGCCGCCACACGGAGGCCGAAAUCUGCCUGGUGCACAACAAGAAGAUCCGCGAGGCGAUUGCCGUGUGCAUGCGGAUGCACAACUGGGACAGAGCACUCGAGCUGGCUGACAAGCAUCAAACGGACGUGGAGUUCGUGCUCGAGGAGCGAAGGAAGUACUUAAAGGCACUGAAUAAGGAUGAGAUGAAUCCCAAAUUCACCGCCAUGGCGAAGAUUAAAUGAGACUGCAUUUGAAUAAAUCACUCUCUCAAAUGUAAGUUUAAUGGAUUAAUAGAAUAAAGAGUGAAAGAUAUCAAAUAAUUGGGGGAAAAUCGCUCACUGAUAAACUAAAUUGUCUCUCUAAAUCACUAUGUAAAUUAUGCCUGAUAAUGCGCUCUUGAUAAGGCG